Messenger RNA from Vicia villosa (hairy vetch), 1186 nucleotides. RefSeq names its product vestitone reductase-like. Bases 5 to 1060 code for a protein of 351 amino acids. Gene Ontology annotation, molecular function: oxidoreductase activity, acting on the CH-OH group of donors, NAD or NADP as acceptor. NCBI's taxonomy places the organism in Eukaryota, Viridiplantae, Streptophyta, Magnoliopsida, Fabales, Fabaceae. The record is from RefSeq and is a predicted model, not a curated record. The transcript is spliced from 4 exons.
CUACAUGAAUGUGAAGCACACACAUAGAAAAAAAAAUCAUAAUAUUGAAAGAAGAAAAGAGAAUAAAAUGGGAGAUGAUGAUAAAGGCACAGUUUGUGUGACAGGAGCAACAGGUUAUAUAGCAUCAUGGUUGAUUAUGAAGCUUCUUCAACAUGGUUACAAUGUUCAUGCUACUGUUAGAUCACACCAUUUCAAAGAAAAUACAAACUUGGAAUAUCUUACAAGCUUACCAGAAGCAACAAUGAAGUUAAAAAUCUUUCAUGCUAACCUUGACGAUUCAACUAGUUUCCAAAAAGCAAUACAAGGGUGUAUUGGAGUUUUCCAUCUUGCACAUCCUAUGGAUGUACAAAACCAAGAGUCGGAAGAAAUAGUGACAAAAAGAGCAUUGGAAGGAACAAAAGGAAUUUUAAAAGCAUGUUUAGAAUCAAAGACUGUGAAAAAAGUGAUUUAUACUUCUAGUGCAACAACUGUUUUGUUUAAUGGUAAGAAUGAUCUUGAUAUGGUGGAUGAAGAUGUAUGGAGUGAUAUUGAGAUUUGUAAAAGUAGUAAUCUUGUUGGAUCUUCUUAUUUGGUGUCUAAAAUUUUGACAGAAAAGAGUAUUUUAGAGUUUGGAAGAGUGAAUGGAUUGGAAGUUGUGACUUUGAUUCUUCCUUUGGUUAUUGGGCCCUUUAUUUGUCCUACUAUACCAUCAUCUGUUUAUAUAGCACUAGCCAUGAUAUUUGGAGACCAUAAUCGAUAUGAAUAUCUCACCAUCUCAUACAUGGUGCACAUAGAUGAUGCGAUACGUGCACUUAUAUUUCUGUUUGAGAGUGAGAAUGCUAAUGGAAGGUAUAUUUGUUCCUCGGACCAAAUAUCAUUUCAUCAAAUGUAUGAAUUUCUUCAUCAAAAAUAUCCCGAAUAUCACAUAACAAUACCAAUUUCGAUGGAGACAAAAAAUGAUGAAAAAUUUAGUGUUCUAUCAUCAAAAAAGCUCUUGGAUACUGGAUUCAAGUUUAAGUAUAACGUCGCUGAUAUAUAUGAUGGAGCUAUAAAGUGUUGUAAAGAGAAAGGAAUCUUAUAAAUUAUGAAUAGCACAUGCAAUAUUUAAAUGUGUAAGGAUUGUUAUAUCAAUUAGCCAAAUUAAAGUGAUGUAACUUAUAUAUGGUUUAUGACUAAGGACAUAAUUAUAAUGAAAAUGUUAUAUAAA